AUGGUGUUCAAGGCUUUCAUCACCUUCCUGGCGAUGGUCGUCCGGCCUACGUUUGGAACUUGGACUGUAACACAGCAUCUCAUUGUUCGCAAUAUCACUACAGGCAUACUACCAGACUACAUUGUGGAGAGCACCGUCUACCCCACGGCGUCUGUUUCCCCGAUAUCCACCUCGACCAAUGUGAGAGUUGAAUACCUUGUUGCCACGCAAAAUGGUUUCGGACGCGCUGUGAUCAACGUUACAACCAGCUAUCUUAUGCUCCCUACGGAACCAACCAAUCUCCCUAUCCUGACUGUUCCGCCAACAACCACUGCAAGACCUUCCAUCAAGACAAACUAUUACAUUCCGGUGACCGUGUCCAACCCGCAAACCUGCACCUUAACCGACUUUACCUACACAGAUACCAUCGGAAUUAGUGUACCAAGCUCGCUGGUCCCGCGCGCAACCGAGUCCGAUUUAGCUCUGCUCGUCACAACCUAUGAGUCUACUAUCAGUACCAACUUAGGUGGCCAGCCCGUCACAACCUCCAUAUGUGACGUGUAUUUCAAGUCAGACGCCGUCCCAGUGGCCGAUGAUGAUAUCGGCGUCAACAACGGAGGUUUUCUGUCCGAGUGUGAUCUGCUGGGUGUGUUGGACCUUACCCUCCCACAGCUGGGCGCAAUCAGGCCUCAACAACGAAGGUUGACCAUAACGCUGGGCCAACGGAGACAGGGGGAGCAAGAAGCUGGAGAAGCGAAAUGGGGUGCUUGA
Messenger RNA from Aspergillus novofumigatus IBT 16806, 750 nucleotides. RefSeq lists its product as uncharacterized. The record is from RefSeq and is a predicted model, not a curated record. The transcript has 2 exons. NCBI's taxonomy places the organism in Eukaryota, Fungi, Ascomycota, Eurotiomycetes, Eurotiales, Aspergillaceae. The coding region runs from base 1 to 750 and encodes 249 amino acids.